AUGGUGUUAAACUCAUUAAAUACUGAUUUUAAUGCAUGGACAUUGUAUAAGAUUAAAAAAAUUUGGGCUUCUUCUGAUGAUUUCAUAAGGGCAAAACAAAAAUUAAAGAUGGCUGAAGUAAUGUCAACUUCUGAAGACUUAAACUCUGAAAGUGAUGCUCAACAAGGCAAACUUAAACGUCGUAUGCUUGCAAAAAAAACACAAUUUUAA
This is a messenger RNA of Macrosiphum euphorbiae (potato aphid), 210 nucleotides long. NCBI's taxonomy places the organism in Eukaryota, Metazoa, Arthropoda, Insecta, Hemiptera, Aphididae. The record is from the annotation of a GenBank genome assembly.